This is a messenger RNA of Hyla sarda, 3937 nucleotides long. RefSeq names its product paired box 7 (gene PAX7). NCBI's taxonomy places the organism in Eukaryota, Metazoa, Chordata, Amphibia, Anura, Hylidae. The record is from RefSeq and is a predicted model, not a curated record. The transcript is spliced from 9 exons. Gene Ontology annotation, biological process: regulation of transcription by RNA polymerase II; anatomical structure development. The coding region runs from base 427 to 1950 and encodes 507 amino acids. Gene Ontology annotation, molecular function: DNA-binding transcription factor activity, RNA polymerase II-specific; RNA polymerase II cis-regulatory region sequence-specific DNA binding.
GGAGCCCCGUCCAUUGCCCCAUCCCCUCUUCAUGAAUAAAAGAAGCAGAGAGGAGCCUAUCAGUGAUCACAGCCUCUCCUCCUCCACUGUGCCACAAACUUCUGGACACUUUAACAACUUACAAAGCUCCUCAUCUGACAGUCAGUGCCCCCCAAACACCCAUCAGGACCCCAGUAUCACCCCAUCCAGGCUCCUACUUCUUCUCUUACCUCUGGGAACCUUCUCCCCCUCAGACUUUUUUGGGGACCACCACCUCUCUGUGCAGAGAUAUAUAUAUAUAUUUUUCUGCUGCAUCUUUUUUUUAAUUCCAUAAUCCUGGGGGGCUGCACCCGGCCGGGCGCAUCGCUGCCAUACACUUGCUGUUUUGCCGGGCACUUAUUUGGCUCCGGUGAUAACGAGGAGUCUUCUUCAUUUGACCAACAGCGAAUGGCUGCCCUGCCUGGCACUGUCCCAAGAAUGAUGCGGCCAGCUCCAGGUCAGAAUUACCCCAGGACUGGAUUCCCCCUAGAAGUCUCUACUCCUCUGGGCCAAGGUCGAGUGAACCAGCUCGGGGGAGUCUUCAUCAAUGGCAGACCCCUGCCCAACCACAUCAGACACAAGAUAGUAGAGAUGGCCCAUCAUGGCAUCCGACCAUGUGUCAUCUCCAGGCAGCUCCGGGUCUCCCAUGGAUGUGUGUCCAAAAUCCUAUGCAGAUACCAGGAGACUGGCUCCAUCCGGCCCGGGGCCAUCGGGGGCAGCAAGCCCAGGCAGGUGGCCACUCCCGAUGUUGAGAAGAAGAUCGAGGAAUACAAGAGGGAGAACCCAGGGAUGUUCAGCUGGGAGAUCCGGGACCGACUACUGAAGGACGGACAUUGUGACCGCAGCUCGGUCCCCUCAGGUUUAGUGAGUUCGAUUAGCCGAGUCCUGAGAAUAAAGUUCGGGAAAAAAGAGGAAGACGACGAUUGCGACAAGAAGGAUGAAGACGGGGAGAAGAAGACCAAGCACAGUAUCGAUGGCAUCCUGGGUGACAAAGGGAAUCGUCUGGAUGAAGGGUCAGAUGUGGAGUCAGAACCGGAUCUUCCACUGAAGCGAAAGCAGCGGCGCAGCCGCACAACCUUCACCGCCGAGCAGCUGGAGGAGCUGGAGAAGGCCUUUGAGAGGACACAUUAUCCAGAUAUCUACACCAGGGAAGAACUAGCGCAGAGGACUAAGCUCACUGAAGCCCGGGUGCAGGUGUGGUUCAGCAACCGAAGAGCUAGGUGGCGCAAACAGGCAGGAGCCAACCAACUGGCAGCAUUUAACCACCUACUGCCUGGUGGGUUUCCACCCACAGGAAUGCCAGCAUUGCCUCCAUACCAGCUCUCAGAGACGUCAUACCCUACAGCCGGCCUUUCUCAAGGUCAGAACAUUUACGAUGGUGGAAGCACAGUCCACAGACCUCAACCUCUUCCUCCUUCAUCGAUGCAUCAAGGAGGUUUAUCAGCGACUGCGGACACUGGAGCAGCUUACGGGGCACGACACAGCUUCUCUACCUACUCUGACAGCUUCAUCAACCCCGGGGGACCUUCCAACCAUAUGAACCCAGUCGGGAAUGGCCUCUCCCCACAGGUUAUGAGCAUCCUCAGCAGUCCCAGCGGAGUGGCCCCACAGUCCCAGUCAGAAUUUUCUAUCUCUCCUCUGCACAGUGGGUUGGAAACCAGUAACUCUCUCUCAGCUAGCUGCAGCCAACGCAGUGACUCCAUCAAAUCUGUGGACAGCCUCCCUACAUCCCAGUCUUACUGUGCGCCAACUUACAGUACAACAGGUUACAGCAUGGAUCCAGUAGCAAGUUACCAGUAUGGACAGUAUGGGCAAACUGCUGUUGAUUAUUUGGCUAAAAACGUCAGCCUGUCCACACAGCGCCGAAUGAAGCUUGGAGAACACUCGGCUGUCUUGGGCCUUUUACCUGUAGAAACUGGACAAGCAUACUGAAGAGUUCACACACCAGUAGAUGCUACAAGCACCAGUGCCAGAGGGCUUUACACCUUUCUGUAUACAUUUGUGCCCAACCCCCCUCUCAUCUACUGAGACAAUGUACCAGAGAUGACUCUCUGCAGUGCAAAGGUAUUGCUAUGUAAUGCCAGCAGUUAUCCAUUCAAUGUAGCAGAAGCUUCUGGUUGAUCAUGGAAUACUCUCAAAUACUAUUCAGACUUCUAAGCCAAUUCAUCGUCCAGGCACAUGAUGCAAGAACCAACCCGCUUCAAAUUGGCACACCGUUCGCCUGUGAAAUUCGCAAAAUCAAGGCACAAAUAAGGAAAAUCUGCCAUGAUUCUAUGACCAGAUGUGGAACAAUUCAAGUUAGAUUGCAAGCUUUUGUUUUACCAUUUACCCACAUUUCAUUCUAUGUUUUACAAUGUUUUUGAAGAACAUUCCCACAGGCAUUCCAUAAAGGGGAAUCGUGGAGCAAAGACUAAAAAACAUAUUACUCAAAGGAGUCCAUGCAAGUAAAAGUACAUUCAACCACAACAAAUACUCCGGAGAAAUGUUUACUUAAUUGAAAAUUUAAGAAAAUUAGCACUCUUUCCAUUGACUACUUUUUUUGUAUUAAUUUGAGAGCGCUGUUAUGAAAAUUUAAACCCGUCCCAGAUCUACAAAUAAAAAAAAAAAAAAACAUUUAACAAAAGUUAACAUGGACCAACUUGGUAUAUUCAGUGAUGGGGAAACAUUGUUCCUGAUGUCCAGAACAUGACUGAUAUAUGAACUACUUGGAUGGGGUUUAAAAAGGUAAUUUUUUUUGUCAUUGCUGCGAUAACAUAAAACAAUCACACAGGUGAACAUAUAAACCUAUGCUCUAAUGAUAUUCCAUUUCCCAACAUUCCAAGAUGAUAGAAAACAUACAUAAUGUGAUAAACUAUGUAAUGAUGAACACUGUCUCAUAAAGAUGGCAGGGAUCUCCCACGUGUUCAGGGUCGCGUAGUACAACACUCACUGCAGGUAACAGGAUUCUCGUGGACCAAUAAUGGAGGUAGGAACAGGCAUGUCACUAGUCCAUAGAGCCUUUGACUCCAUUGUUGAGGAGACCACAAAAGUCUUACUAGUCAAGUUUUAGCUAUUGGUUUAAGAUAUGUACAUAGUAUAGUUAACCUAACCCAGAGGAGUCCAGUGCUGAAGCUCAUUCCUGUGAAUAUUUUCACAACUAAAGAUGUAUAGUAAGGUUGAUGUAUAUGAAAUAUGUGAUGUCUUUAAAAGCAAUUUAUAUAUUCUGUUUCAAGAGAAAAAAAUAUUGAUAUGGGGACUGGUGGUGAAUAAAGGGGAACAAAGGGCAUGUUUUUUUUCCCAAGCACUCGGCAUAAAACAAUUCUCUACAACAGACUUUAAGCUCAUACAGGGGAUCCCUGGAUAAAGAAGACAACAAGACAAUGUAAAAAGAGACAUUCCAUGUGGAGUUUUAUGUAUCAAAAAUGGAGCUGUUGUCGCUUGCACAUUUGGACACUUGUUUUUUUUAUAUAUAUAUUUCUAUAAAAUGAACAUUUGAGGGAUGCAGCUCAGUACCACAGGGACUAUGUUUCGUGGUUGCAGUAUCCCACGUAAAAAUGUAUAUUAAUUGCUUCUAACCCUUUAGUCUAAUGCCACCAACCAGGAUCCUCUUAUAUAGCACUAGUAGGCAUUCCAUAAUAACUGACUGUCACCUCUGUGUCUGAUUUCAUGUCACUCCAAGCGUGUACAUAUAUAUGUGUAUAUAUAUAUAUAUAUGUGUGUGCAUACAUAUAUAUAUAUAAUCCCACUAUAAUUUAUUCAGCUAUAUUAAGUCGUAGAUUAGAAUGAUAAACUUGUACUUGUUUUACCCUUAUUUCUGCUGGCAGGUGUCUGCAAGCUACAGAUAACCUAUCUGGCAGUGACAGGGUUAACUACCUGCGCCUGUGUGUGUUUUUUGUGUACCUCAGGCAUUGCUGUUAUGCAUUAAAGAAGAUGAACCCUA